Molecule: messenger RNA, 5788 nt
Organism: Lagopus muta (rock ptarmigan)
Lineage: Eukaryota; Metazoa; Chordata; Aves; Galliformes; Phasianidae
Gene: LAMB4
Product: laminin subunit beta 4
Exons: 36
Coding region: 377-5782 (1801 amino acids)
Biological process (GO): axon guidance
Cellular component (GO): basement membrane
Molecular function (GO): extracellular matrix structural constituent
Source: RefSeq, a predicted model, not a curated record
GCUUGUGACAGCAUUCACAGGCAGCCUGGUGGGAAAGGACCGACAAUGCAGAAGCUGAGCAAUUGCUGUUGAAAUGUGCUCCUCACAGAUGGCCAGCAAGGCAGGGUUUGCUUCUGCCGCCUUCUGCUAGAAAGAAGCUGACUCGAUGACAGUGUUUGAAAGCAAGAGGUCUUUCCUACUCUCCAGAUUUGCUGCUGACACUUGCUGAACUUGGCUGGUUUUCUGACUGCCUGGCAGUGACAACACUUCACUUCUGUGUGACAAGGAGAGAACAGGAAGAUUCCAGAUGCUACAGAACAGACACAGAUACAACUGAACACCUGAGAGUCAACCAGCCAUCAUUCUAUCAUACUUUUGGCCAGAUCAGCCUGACUCCAUGCAGAGACAUGAGGCUUGGCUGGCCCUUCUGUUGCACCUCAUGCUGGUGGGACUCCGGCAGGCACAGGAUGACUGCAGGGCUGGGUCCUGCCACCCGGCCGUUGGGGACCUCCUCCUGGGUCGCAGCAAGCAACUAGUGGCCUCUUCAACCUGUGGAAUGAACAGCCCCCAGAAGUACUGCAUUAUAGGCUACCUUGAGGCUGACCAGAAGUGCUUUGUCUGUGAUUCUAGGUAUCCAUAUAAUCCCUAUACACAACGCAACAGCCACAUGAUUGAAAACGUUAUCACAACUUUUGAGCCAGAUAGGAAAAAAAAGUGGUGGCAGUCAGAAAACGGUGUUGACCAUGUCAGUAUUAGACUGGACCUAGAAACUUUAUUCCAGUUCAGCCAUCUCAUCCUGACCUUUAAGACAUUUCGGCCCGCAGCAAUGCUGGUUGAGCGCUCCAUCGACUUUGGUCAGACCUGGAAAGCGUUUAGAUAUUUUGCACAGGACUGUGCAGCUUCUUUUCCCAACAUCUCUUCUGGUCCAUCAAAGGGUGUGGGAGACGUCAUUUGUGAUUCAAGAUAUUCAGACAUUGAGCCCUCCACUGAAGGCGAGGUUGUCUUAAAAGCUUUGGAUCCUAGCUUUGAAAUAGAAAACCCAUAUGUGCCAUAUAUCCAAGAGCUCAUUACAAUGACAAACCUAAGGAUCAAUUUUACCAAACUCCAUACCCUCGGGGAUGCUCUCCUUGGAAGAGGGCACGGUGAUCCCCUUGAGAAGUACUACUAUGCUGUCUACGAGAUGGUUGUGCGGGGCAACUGCUUUUGCAAUGGCCAUGCCAGCCACUGUGACCCCAUACAGAAUCUGCGGGGUGACGUCUUUCAUCAGCCUGGCAUGGUGCAUGGGCGAUGUAUCUGCCGCCACAACACUGAAGGCUUGUCCUGUGAAAGAUGUAAAGAUUUCUACAACGACGCUCCCUGGAGGCCAGCUGAAGGGGCACAAGACAAUGCUUGCAAACGCUGUAACUGCAAUGGCCACUCUGGCAGGUGCCACUUCGACAUGGCCGUGUACCAGGCCAGUGGUGGGGUCAGCGGUGGGGUCUGCGAGGACUGCCAGCACAAUACCACGGGGCAACACUGUGAUCAGUGCAAGCUCUUCUUUUACCAGGAUCCACACAAAGCCAUCUCGGACCCUCAUGCAUGCCUCCCCUGCAGCUGUGACCCAGAGGGCACACUGCACCAUGGUGCGUGUGAGAGCCGCACAGACCCUGUGCUGGGAACGGUGGCAGGCCGGUGCCCGUGCAAGGAGAACACGGAGGGUGUCCGCUGUGACAAGUGCAAGGCCAACCAUUUCGGGCUGAGAGGCAGCGACCCACAGGGUUGCCAGCCCUGCAACUGUGAUGCUGCCGGCACUUUGCCUUUCUCCAUCUGUGACCCUGCCACUGGGAAGUGCCUCUGCCAGCGGUUCACCAUGGGCCGGCGCUGUGAGAAGUGUGUUGAGGGAUACUGGGGUCUUGGCAAGAGCGUGUACGGCUGUUCUCCAUGUGACUGUGACAUUGGUGGAUCCCAGGAUAACUUGUGCUCACCAGAGGACGGUCAGUGCAAGUGCCUUCCCAACAUCGUGGGCCGCCAGUGCAAUGAGCCAGCCCCAGGCUACUUCUUUUUGCCCCUGGAUUAUUAUAUUUAUGAAGCUGAGCAUGCAACGCCCCUUUCUGGUUCUGCACCCUUGGUCAAACCAACCACUCUCCCAAGGUGUGAUAUCUACUUCCAGAAGCAAGGAUAUGAGUUCAUGAUUGAAAAUGGAAAGAUUGUGCUAAACAGGAGCAAAAAACGAAGUGUAAGAAAAGCUGCACUUGGGCAGGGCACAGCUGAGCAAGGACAGGACCCGGCCCUGGAAGUGGUUUUCAGGCAGCCCAGCGCUGGCCGAGCUGUCACCUGGACAGGCCCUGGCUUUGCCCGUGUCCCCAGUGGAGCUGGGCUGAGAUUUGCCAUCGACAACAUUCCACUGGCUAUGGACUUCUCUGUCACAAUCCGUUAUGAGCCAGAGACCUUAGAAGACUGGUUAGCAAGUGUUGCUGUCCAGCCCACUGGUGUUUCAUCAAGUCAACACUGCAAAGCCAACGGCUUUUCACAGGAACCUCAUGUGUUUGCCCUCCCAGCUACAAAGAGGAUUGCCCUGCUGCAGACCCCAGUCUGCCUGGAGCCAGGAACCCAGUACUCUGUGGAUGCAUAUUUUUCUCAGCCUUCUGCCUCUGACCCAAAGGCUAAACCGUUCAUCUUGAUUGACUCUCUUGGACUUAUUCCCAGAAUCAACUCCAUGGAGAACUUAUGCAGCAAAAAGGAUUUAGAUGACUACCAGAAGUAUCACUGUGUCGAAAUUGCAUCAGAAGUUGGACCUCAUGUGCUGCCCGAGGCGUGCGCCCGGCUGAUAGCCAGCAUGUCAGCCCGCCUUCACCGCGGCGCUGUUGCAUGCAAGUGCAAUCCCCAGGGCUCGCUGAAUGCCAGCUGCAGCAGACUGGGCGGCCAGUGCCAUUGCAAAGCCAACGUAGUGGGGCGCUGCUGUGACUCUUGCUCUGCAGGCAGCUAUGGCUUCGGCUUCCAUGGCUGCUACCCGUGUGAGUGCCACCCGCAGGGCUCAGUGAGCUCACUAUGUGACCAGGUGACAGGGCAGUGUGCCUGCCUCCGGGAUGUUGAUGGCCGGCGCUGCAGCCAAUGUCUGCCUGGGUAUUUUGGGUUUCCCCACUGCCGUCCUUGCCCGUGUCACGGCUUCGCAGAGCUUUGCCACCCAGUGACUGGCGAGUGCCUGAACUGCAGCAGGUUUACAGCUGGAAGGCACUGUGAAAGGUGCAUCGAUGGCUAUUAUGGAAACCCUUCCAACAGAGAACCUUGCCGCCCGUGCAUGUGCCCAGGAGUACCCACAAGCAAGAGGUUUUUUGCACAUUCCUGUUACCAGGACUCCCAGACUUCACAAAUAGUCUGUAAUUGUCUUGAGGGAUAUUCAGGCAGCCGGUGUGAUGAAUGUCCUAGCGGGUUCUACAAAAUCCCAGGAAGCCCAGGGGAGGAAUGUGCACCAUGUCCCUGCAACAACAACAUUGAUGUGACAGACCCGGAGUCCUGUAACAGGGUCACUGGGGAAUGCGUCAAGUGUUUGCACAACACCCAUGGAGUAAACUGCCAGUUCUGCAAACCUGGGUAUUUUGGCUCAGCCCUCGACCAGGACUGCCAAAUCUGCAAGUGCAAUCCUGUAGGUGUCCUCCCUGCCACAUGCCCUGGAGGGGAUGCAGCCUGCCUGUGUGACCCAGCCACCGGAGCUUGCCCGUGUCAGCCCAACGUAGUUGGUACAACAUGCGACCAGUGUGCGCCGGGCUACUGGGACCUGGCUGGAGGAAAAGGAUGUCAGCUCUGUGACUGUGACGUGAAAAACACCCAAAGUAACCAGUGUGACCAGCUUACAGGCCAGUGUCUGUGUAAGGUAGGCUAUGGUGGGAAACGCUGCAACGAAUGUGAGGAAAACUACUUUGGCAAUCCCCAGAAGCACUGCAUUUCAUGCAACUGUAACCCAGAGGGAACCAGCUGGCCUCGGUGUGACAAAGCCACUGGUGUGUGUAACUGCCGUGCUGGUGUCACUGGGCGGUUCUGCGACCAGUGUGGCCGUGGCUUCGAGAAAGACUUUCCCUCUUGCCGUCACUGUCACCUUUGUUUUGAUGAGUGGGACACUGAAAUUACUGCCCUCGCCCAGACUGUUCAAGGGUUAAUGAGGUUUGCUGCAAGCCUAGAAGAUAAAGGAGGACGGAUGCCCAGCUGUGACAUGCGAUUCAAAGCCUUUGAAGAUGCCAUUUCUGAAGUUGAAAGAAUUUUGAAACGUCCUGUUUUUUCAUGGGAGGCACUCUCAAGCAUCAAGGAUUUUCAUGGCUAUCUUCAACAACAAAUUACACAAACGGGUCUGAUUCGUAGUAUGUCAUAUGAAUUUCCUGACCUCACUGAGAACAUUGAAGACAUUGGUGAAGAAGCUGAUCGUGUCUAUGAACUUCUACAACAGAAAUUAGAUCUGCAUCGCACUUUUCAUUACUUGAGCCUCAAAGAGGCCAUCAACAACAUUAGGAAACACUCUGAAGUAUCAUUCCUGGCAGAACAGAAAGCUCGUGAGACAGCCCCUGUGGUAAGGCACUCAGAGCACACAAGGCAGAGCAUGCUCACUGUGAUGCACAAGCGGGCCUGGGAAGGGAGCAGAGUGCUGGAGCAGCUCAAACUGGUCAAGAUCCCUGGCAUUCAACACUUGGUUGAAAAGAUCUGCGGGGUGCCAGGAAACCAUUCCUGUGCUGCAGCAGCCUGUGGGGGAGGCCCAAACUGCAGCGGAGCUCUUCCUCUCUCUUCUAGUGCAUUCAGGAAAGCUGAGGAGACUGCUGUCCUGCUAACUAACUUGACUACUCAGCUACAGGACCCUGAGAAUCAAUAUCUCCAGGUUGAAAGCAUCAGAAAAAUGGCAGAAGACACCAAGCUGAAAGGCUCACACUUCAAUGGGGAACUAGAGAAAGCUAAGAACCAGAUUAAAGUUGACCGAGAAGUCACAAAGGAAUUUAUCAGAAAAGUGAAAAACUUCUUGUCAGAUGAGAGUGUGCCUCCAGAAGACAUCGAGCAGGUGGCAAGUUAUGUCCUGCAGAUAAACCUUCCCCUGACUCCAAGAAAACUAACAAGCAUGCUUGGUAAAAUCAGAAGCAUUAUGGCCCACUGUGAGAGCUACAAACUGAACGCAAAUAAGAGAAACAGGAAAAUGGAAGUGGCUCAGACACUGCUGGUGGAGGCAUGGACUGCCGACAAAGCAGCUAAAGCUCUUCCCCCUGUGGACAAAAUUAAUGACAAACUAAAAAAUGUUGUGAGCUCCCAAGGACGCUCCAAAAAUACCCUCAUGAAGUUAAAUGAAGAGAUACAAGGAAUCAAAGCACAAAUCUCACAGGCUGGGAACCAAAUGAACAAGACAACCAAUGAACUCAAUAACUUUUCAGCAAAACAGUCCAAUUUGGAAGAUGAAAUUACCACACUGCAGAUGAAAAUGCUGAUGAACAAAAAUCAAGCUACAAAUGUGAGAGCAGGGGCAGAAGCAACAUACAAGCGAGCUCAGAAAAUUGAUAACGAAUUCACUGACAUUAAAAGGAAGUACACCAUUCUUCAAGACAAGCUGAAAGCAAAAGGAUCUCCAAAAUUAACUCUAGAGAAAGUGAAGCAGCUGAAGGAAGAAGCAGAAAAACUGGCUGAAGAGACUGAAAAAAAAAUUAGAAGAAUAACAGAUUUGGAGAAGAAGCUUCAGGACCUGAAUCAAACCAAGCAAGACAAGGCGGAGCAACUCAGACAAUUAGAGGAACAAGUGAUAGCCAUUAAAAAUGAAAUCACAGAGCAGGAAAGCAAGUACUCAACGUGCAAAAGCUAAGGGCUG